AUGAAUAAUUUCCCCACUACUUCUAAUGGCUCUGCACAAGGUGCGGGGUUGAAAGAGCUUUUGGAAAAGUUUAAGUUUAUCCGGGUCUUGGAUUCCAACCCGCAGAACAAAGUGAUCUCGUUGCUGGGCAAAAUCGACAGACAGGAUGCUAUCGUCACAAUGGAAAAGAUGCACUUCAUGUAUGACACCAACGUGUUGAAAAAAGAGGACGGUCGCAAUACGCCGGUAUUGCACAAGUGCGAGGACGAGUUCUCAUGCCUCAAAUCGAUCCAGCAGAUGCGGGACAUAGCGUCCAACGAUAUAUACUACUGGGGUACCAGCUUGCUGAAACAGGAUAUGGAUCGCAAUCCGACCGCCAAAAUUAACCUUGUGUGGCCGGCCACACCGGUGCACAUUCGCAAAUACGAGGCGCAAAAUUUCCAUGUUAUCCGCGAAACUCCAGAAGUAUACCAACGCGUGGUGAAGCCUUACAUCGAGGAAAUGAGCAGCGAGUCGAGGUUGAGGUGGGUGCACAAUAUUCUAUACAACGGUUCGGAGUCCGAGCGCGUUGUCUACAAAGAUUUUGUGGAGGGCCAAGACGUGCCCAAAGGGUUCUUGAUAUUGCCUGACAUGAAAUGGGAUGGUGUCAAUCUGGACUCCUUAUAUUUGGUUGCGCUUGUGUUUCGCUCGGAUAUCCGGUCGCUCAGAGACCUCAGACCCCAGCACAAGCCGUGGUUGGUGGAGGUUCUCAACAAGAUCAGAACCGUGGUUCCUGCUUGCUACAACUAUGCGAUUCAUCCUGAUGAGCUGCGAGUGUUUGUCCACUACCAACCAUCUUAUUACCAUUUUCACAUUCACGUUGUGAACGUCAGACAUAGUGGAUUAGGUGACGGGGUUUCUGUCGGCAAAGCGGUUCUCUUGGAAGACAUCAUUGAACAGUUGAAUUUUCUGGGUGAUGAGGGGUUCGCUGGAAGAACAAUCACGUACAUUUUGGGAGAGAACCACGAUUUAUGGAAGUUGGGCAUGGCACAAGAAGUUGCACGGCAAUUGAGAGAAGACGGAAUCCCUAAGGCCCCAGAGGUCAUCAGUGACUUCAGUGAUUGA
This is a messenger RNA of Lachancea dasiensis, 1083 nucleotides long. NCBI's taxonomy places the organism in Eukaryota, Fungi, Ascomycota, Saccharomycetes, Saccharomycetales, Saccharomycetaceae. The record is from the annotation of a GenBank genome assembly.